This is a messenger RNA of Osmia bicornis bicornis, 1327 nucleotides long. Its product is annotated as lymphokine-activated killer T-cell-originated protein kinase. The transcript is spliced from 5 exons. The record is from RefSeq and is a predicted model, not a curated record. Bases 252 to 1292 code for a protein of 346 amino acids. Gene Ontology annotation, molecular function: protein serine/threonine kinase activity; ATP binding. NCBI's taxonomy places the organism in Eukaryota, Metazoa, Arthropoda, Insecta, Hymenoptera, Megachilidae. Gene Ontology annotation, biological process: protein phosphorylation. Gene Ontology annotation, cellular component: cytoplasm.
CAUGUAUAUUGUAAAUAAUCAUUAAAAUGAUUCUCCUUUUAUGUAAUUACCAAAUAUUAGAAAAAGUUUAAAAUACAUUGAAUGAAAGUUUAACUAUGAAAUUGUUAUUAAGUUUGAUACUGUCAUCAUUGAUUGUUUGGUUAAGCAAAGUUGGUCUCACUUGAGCGUUUCUGUUGAGAAAGUUUAAAAAGUAACGGCUUCAGAAGCGAGAAGUCUUAUAAGAGAAAUUUCUUUUAAUAACAUUGUAAAAUAUGGAUUUAUUUAAAACACCGACAAAUAAAAAAUACAGAAGUAGAGUUAAAGAUAAUCCAGAGUUACAAACACCUAUAAAAAUACCGGCUUCGCCGUUUUUAGAACAGAUUGGUUAUGGAUGCGGGGUUAGUGUAUUUAAUUUGGAACGAUCGCCGAAAGUUGGCUUUGUUAGAUCACCAUGGGCAAUAAAGAAACGGAAUCGUAAAAUUCAGGAAAGUGAAAAAUACAAUGAACGCAUUCGAUUCGAAGCCGAAAUACUUCGUAAACUAAAUCAUCCGAAUAUCGUCGGUUUUCGAGCUUUUACUGAAAUGGCAAACGGCGAGCCAUGCCUAGCAAUGGAAAAAUUAGAUGCAUCAUUAGGUGAUAAGAUAGAAGAAAGGGCUGAAAAUGAUGAUGAUCCAUUUCCUGCCAAGGUUAUUUUAAAAAUCACAUAUGAAAUUGUAAAAGGAUUAGUAUAUCUUCAUCACACUGCCCAUAUUCUACAUGGUGACAUUAAAAGUUUUAAUAUAUUAGUUUCGGAAGAUUAUAAUAGAGUUAAGCUCUGUGAUUUUGGAGUAUCAGUACCAUUAACAGAAUCUUUAGUACUAGAUACUUCAAAAGGUGAUUUUAGAUAUAUAGGAACAGAGUGUUGGAGUGCACCAGAAAUUGUCAAUGAGACUGGUCCUGUUACAAAUAAGGCAGAUAUCUGGACAUGUGGAAUGGUUAUUUGGGAAAUGAUAGCUUUGUCACCACCUCAUGUAGAAAUGAGUGAUUCUUCUUUGGAUGAAUCAUGUUCAGAUGAAUCAUUAUUAGAAAUGCAAGGAAAAAAGGAAGAAAAGGUGGAUGAACAAAAUAUUAGUAUGGAUGAUGGUGUUGCAUUCUUCUCAGAAAUAGCUAAAUAUGGUACUCGGCCUCCAUUACCAGCUAUUAAUUUAGGGAAAGAAUAUCAAAAUGUACUUGAGAUAUUUUUUGCAUGCACUUGCGAAAAGUAUGAAGUGAGACCUAGUGCAAAAGGUCUUGAUAAUUAUUUUAAAAACUGUAUAUACAAAAUUCAGAAGUAAUAUAAUUUUACUUUCAAUAUAUUUUAUAAAGUACC